AAUUUCUCACUUGCCUUAGCCAGCAGCCAAGUGAAAGCAAACAGAGCUCUCUCUUCUCUCUAUACUUUUCAUCUCAAAAUACGAAAAUAUAUCAGUUUUUUUUAGAAGAAAAUAUCAAGUUAUAUGUAUAUUACAAAAAGCAUAGUAUCGAGUAAGAACAAUAUGUCGAUAAGACGUAUCUAUCCAUGCCUUAAUGUUCUCAUCAAAAGAUCAUGUCCUUUCUUUCUUUGAUCUAUCACCAGACCACAACAAAAAAUCUUUAUUUUUUCUUCUUUCUCUCUUUUUUUCUUUCUCUAGCUUCUAUUGUAACAAUCAAAAAUCAAGAAUGGUACGGACACCGUGCUGCAGAGCAGAAGGGUUGAAGAAAGGAGCAUGGACUCAAGAAGAAGACCAAAAGCUCAUUGCAUACGUUCAACAUCACGGUGAAGGAGGUUGGCGAACCCUUCCCGACAAAGCUGGACUCAAAAGAUGUGGAAAAAGCUGCAGAUUGAGAUGGGCCAAUUACCUUAGACCUGACAUUAAGCGUGGUGAGUUUAGCCAAGAGGAGGAAGAUUCCAUCAUUAAUCUCCAUGCCAUUCAUGGCAACAAAUGGUCAGCCAUAGCUCGUCGAUUACCAGGAAGAACAGACAACGAGAUCAAGAACCACUGGAACACUCACAUCAAGAAACGUCUUAUAAAGAAAGGCAUCGAUCCCUUGACCCACAAAUCACUUGACCAUUCCGAGACAUUGCCGGAUAAAAGCAUCGGUCAUCAGGAGGAUGAUGAUCAGAAGUCAAACAAUAAAAAGUCCUUAGGGCCAUCAUCAGCUCGGUUCCUGAACAGAGUAGCAAAUAUAUUUGGUAAGAGACUCGACCACAGUGCUCUGUCUGAUAUUAUUGGAAGUGGUGGCCCAUUUACUACUCACACUACUCCAACUACUAGUGCUUCUGAAUGUGAGAAGUCAACAAGUUCUCUUUCCACACCAAACUCUUCUAAUCUCCACAUGAUCCACGAUGCAACAUCUUUGUCCUCGUCUACGUUCUCUAACGAUACCUCCGCUCAGUUAGUGUACGACAAUAUCUUUGAUGACGUAGAAGAUAUGACGGGAUUUUCAUCAAGAUUUUUGAAUGAUAUUGUUUCUCAUGAUGAUGAAGAUCUCUUGAUGCUGGAUGAAUCUUCUUCAGACAAUACUUUGUUCAUGAAGGAACUUACAAUGAUUCUCAAAGGGGAUAAAACCGAGACGAUGUCGUUUAAUGAUAGCCACCUGGCGGCCAUCAAUGUUGUUGAUGACUACUCCUUUGAAGGGAUUGACAACUGGUUUGGAUAAAGUAUAUGUACAUACUUGUUCAGAUGUUUAAAAAAUGGUUGAGAUAUUAGUUUCCUGCGGGAUUGAAAGUCAACAUUUUAUGAUGAUGAUGAAAAUAUGCAAGUAUAUCAAUUAGAAUUUGAUUUUUCUGAGUUUUUAAUAUAGUUCGUGUGAGUUUCUA
Brassica oleracea var. oleracea is the source of this 1466-nucleotide messenger RNA. Its product is annotated as transcription factor MYB122-like. Bases 194 to 1306 code for a protein of 370 amino acids. NCBI's taxonomy places the organism in Eukaryota, Viridiplantae, Streptophyta, Magnoliopsida, Brassicales, Brassicaceae. The transcript is spliced from 3 exons. The record is from RefSeq and is a predicted model, not a curated record.